This is a messenger RNA of Humulus lupulus (European hop), 963 nucleotides long. Its product is annotated as exonuclease 1-like. Gene Ontology annotation, molecular function: 5'-3' DNA exonuclease activity; 5'-flap endonuclease activity; DNA binding. The transcript is spliced from 7 exons. The coding region runs from base 1 to 963 and encodes 320 amino acids. Lineage: Eukaryota; Viridiplantae; Streptophyta; Magnoliopsida; Rosales; Cannabaceae. The record is from RefSeq and is a predicted model, not a curated record.
AUGAAAACAGAUCAGGAUCAUGAUUCAUUUAUUGGAAUCAAAUCAUUACCAAGAAUCUGUAAUCUUGUAAUAUUGGGGCAGCCACAAGCUCAAGAUUUAACUCAAGAGAACUGCAGGGGGAGGAAGGAAAAUCUUGCCCGUGCUAUGGAGCAUGAGUCAAAUGGAAAUUCUUCUGCUGCUUAUGAGUGCUAUAAGAAAGUUGUUGACAUUUCACCUUCAAUUGCGCAUGAGUUAAUCCAGGUGUUAAAGCAGGAGAAUAUAAGUUAUGUUGUGGCUCUUUAUGAAGCAGAUGCUCAAAUGACCUUCUUGGCAGUCAGCAAACAAGUUGAUGCUGUUAUCACAGAGGACUCAGAUUUGAUACCAUUUGGAUGCCCCAGGAUUAUUUUUAAAAUGGACAAAUUUGGGCAAGCUGUUCAGUUUCAGCAUUCCAUGCUACAACAGAACAAGGAUUUGAGUUUUUCUGGAUUUACAAAGCAAAUGAUUCUUGAAAUGUGCAUUUUGAGUGGCUGUGACUAUCUGCAGUCAUUACCAGGAAUGGGACUGAAAAGGGCUCAUGCACUUAUAAAACGAUUUACAACUUACGACCAGGUGAUAAAUCACCUAAGAUACAGCAUUUCUUCGGUUCCACCUCUUUAUGAAGAAUCAUUCAAGAAAGCACUACUGACCUUUCAGCAUCAACGUGUUUACGAUACAAUUACCGAAAAAAUUGUUCAUUUGUCUGACAUUUAUGAGAAUAUUGAGGAUGAUGGGGAUUUCUUAGGGCCAAUGAUACCUCAAGAUAUAGCUAAAGGUAUAGCUGAAGGUGAUCUUGAUCCAUUCACCAAAAUGCCAUUUCAGGGGACUGCUAGAUUUGGAAGUGUAAAGAAAAAGCUAGAUUUUCCUGUACAGAAGAAUCUUCUGACUCAGUACUUCUGUAUCCUUCUAUUCCUUUUUCCCUGGUUUGUGUAUGUAAUUUUAGUAUGA